Messenger RNA from Penicillium concentricum, 186 nucleotides. Its product is annotated as Glucose-methanol-choline oxidoreductase. The record is from RefSeq and is a predicted model, not a curated record. The coding region runs from base 1 to 186 and encodes 61 amino acids. NCBI's taxonomy places the organism in Eukaryota, Fungi, Ascomycota, Eurotiomycetes, Eurotiales, Aspergillaceae. The transcript has a single exon.
AUGUUGCUUUCCCCCGGCCUUGCGCUCAUAACUGUAUUUUCACAGGUCCUUGCCAUCUUUGGAGACCUGUCCAACAGUUAUACAUCCAACACUCGAAUCGCCGAGAAUGCCACAUUCGACUAUGUUGUUGUCGGAGGGGGCACAGCAGGGCUAACCAUCGCCGCACGACUCGCAGAGCAGAAAUAA